AGCAAAUAAGUGAAAAUGUCUUCGAAUAUAUUUAAAUCGUUUUUGCUUUUAUUGUUAUUCCAACAAGGUGUAUUCGCAAAAUCAAAUGAUGAUACUGCAAUGAAAGCUUAUAGUCUUCGCAAAUCAUCGAGACAAGAAUCAGCUGUUUCUGAGGAUUCAGUGUACAAUUACUUGAUGGAGUUUGAUUAUCUACCAAAAUCAGACAUCGAAACAGGCGCACUAAGAACAGAGGAACAAUUUAAGGAGGCCAUACGAAAUCUUCAGAGUUUUGGCAAUAUUCCAGUGACCGGCGAAAUGGAUAGUGAAACGAAAAAACUUAUUAAGCGACCACGCUGUGGUGUCGGCGAUAAUAAUCAUUCGUUAUCAUUUUCACCCGACAACCUACAUCAUGGUCGUAUGAAACGAUACGUACUACAGGGGCCCAAAUGGGACAAAACUGAUUUAACAUGGAGUUUGGUCAAUCAAUCAAUGCCGAAUGCAGGUCAAGUACGUAUGACGCUACGCAAAGCGUUGAGUGUUUGGGAAAGUAACUCCAAGCUGACAUUCCGUGAAGUGUACAGUGAUCAAGCAGAUAUACAAGUAUUAUUUGCCAAACGUGAUCAUGGUGAUGGCUAUAAAUUUGAUGGUCCUGGUCUAAUUUUAGCACAUGCCUUCUAUCCAGGUGCUGGACGUGGCGGAGAUGCUCAUUUUGAUGAUGAUGAAAAUUGGGCAGUUACACCAGAACAAUUGAACGAAGAGGAGGAGGAUAGAGGCACUGAUUUACUAAAUGUAGCCGUGCACGAAUUUGGCCAUUCCCUGGGCUUGGGCCACUCUUCCGAUCAAAAGGCCAUUAUGUUCCCCUGGUAUCAAGGUUAUCAAGUCGACAGUGCCUUACCAGAUGAUGAUCGUACUGCCAUACAAGAACUCUACGGAUCCAAGGUCAAAAUAUGGGGCUCCUACAUACCACAGACAAGACCAACAACUACUACAACCACCACUACUACCACCACAACAACAAUGAGACCCUUAGUUUAUUAUCCACAAAAUAAUUACCCACAUCGUUAUCAUCCUCAGAAUAAUCCAUAUCCAAAUAAUCCACAACAUUAUCCCACUGAUCGCAAUAACAACAACAGUAACAGACAUCAUCAUCAACAUCAUCAUCGUACCCAGCACUAUCCAUAUUACAAUAACAAUAAUACACCAUCCCGAAAUUAUCCCUAUCCGGAGCAAAGGCCAACUACAACAACGUCUACAACUAGCACGACGACAUCAACUACCACGACAACAUGGCGGCCAAGAACUCAACCACCAACACGCCCACCAAUCAAAACGACUAAACGUCGCUUAAUUCAUCCCACAAAACCAAGAAAAAUUAAACCGGACAAUUGUAUGACCUCAUAUGACGCCAUUUCAAUGAUACGCGGUGAACUAUUCAUAUUCAAGGGCCAGUUUCUUUGGCGCAUUGGAGAUAGAGGUCUAUAUCCUGGUUAUCCCACCGAAACUAGACGUUUAUGGACUCGUUUACCCGAACACUAUAAUAAAAUUGAUGCUGUCUAUGAAAAUCGUGAACGACACAUAGUAUUCUUUAUAGGUCGCAAAUACUAUGUCUUCGACUCGAUCACUCUGAUUCAAGAAAAACCUCUGACAUCUUUAGGUUUGCCGGCCUCUCUCGAUCACAUAGAUGCUGCCUUUAUUUGGGGACACAACAAUCGUACCUAUCUCUUUAGUGGCACCUUGUAUUGGGGUCUGGAUCGUGAUACGGGUCGUGUUGAAUUGGAUUAUCCACGUGAUUUGUCGAUAUGGGCGGGUAUUGGUUACAACAUUGAUGCUGCCUUCCAAUAUACCGAUCAUAAAACCUACUUCUUCAAGGGCAACGGCUACUGGGAGUUCAAUGAUGGCCAGAUGCGUGUUGCCCAUCCCCGUAAAUUGUCAUCGGCCCAUAAAUGGAUGAAAUGCCCGCGAAGAUCGAAUGAUGUAGAUGAUGAAUUUACGCGAACGGCACCAUUGAUCUCGGAAAACGAUAAACUUGAUUAUAAUAUAAGUAAAUCUUCUCAGGCCAGAGGGUCCAUUAUGAUACUAAUUUUAUGUACCAUUUAUUCUCUAGUAUGGAGUUAGAUUUAUGUUAGAAUGAUUAAUAGUUAAACAUCACAUAAAUAUAGUUAAGCAAACGAUAGUUAGAGAACGAGUAAGAGUGAGAGAUUUUGAAAACUAAAAAAGAAUAAUGCCUAAAAUUUAGAUACACACACGUAUACCUACAACCAACAUCUAUACAAUUAAGACUAAAGAUGAUCUUAUAAGAUAAUUUUACUAACCAUAUACAUAUAGUAUAUUAUAGACAUAUAAAUAAAUAUAAACACAGAUAAAAUUAUUACUAAAUAUAUGUAGUUAAAUGUAUACAAAAUA
This is a messenger RNA of Calliphora vicina (urban bluebottle blowfly), 2382 nucleotides long. It is a transcript of the gene Mmp2, whose product is annotated as Matrix metalloproteinase 2. The record is from RefSeq and is a predicted model, not a curated record. The transcript has 8 exons. Gene Ontology annotation, biological process: extracellular matrix organization; collagen catabolic process; proteolysis. Gene Ontology annotation, molecular function: metalloendopeptidase activity; zinc ion binding. Lineage: Eukaryota; Metazoa; Arthropoda; Insecta; Diptera; Calliphoridae. Bases 16 to 2094 code for a protein of 692 amino acids. Gene Ontology annotation, cellular component: extracellular matrix.